Mycotypha africana is the source of this 2970-nucleotide messenger RNA. RefSeq lists its product as uncharacterized. Lineage: Eukaryota; Fungi; Mucoromycota; Mucoromycetes; Mucorales; Mycotyphaceae. Gene Ontology annotation, molecular function: guanyl-nucleotide exchange factor activity. The transcript has 6 exons. The record is from RefSeq and is a predicted model, not a curated record. Bases 1 to 2970 code for a protein of 989 amino acids.
AUGAAACAAAAUAUUCACCAUUCCGUCAGUGCAUAUGAUCAAUCUUAUACGAGCAGCAGCAGCAGUUGUUGUUGUUGUUGUUGUCAAUGUCAUUGCUGUUACCAGCAUAUUGAGGAUGAUUGCAGUAUUAGCAUACCGGAAGAGAACCAACAAUCUAUUUCUCCUUGGCAAGUCCAUUCUUCAUCCCGAUCAGGCACAGAUCAAUCUUCUUCCUCCAGUUACUGCAGUUGUUCAGCUUCGCUUAUUGAACCUGAUUCGCAUAUAAAACACAACACCGACGCUCAUUCAGUAUCGUCGACAGAUAAUUCAACGCCCUCAGAAGAUUUCGAAAGAUUUGAAGACGACGAAUUCGAGGCAAGAGAUGCGGACAGGCUACAGAGGAAAAAGAAACAUGCUAUUGAGGAAUUACUUCAGACAGAAAAGGUUUACGUGAGAGAUCUAAGCUUUCUAGUACAGGUCUGCUUAAAAGCGCUAUCGCGACAAGAAUGGAUUCCUCAACAAGAUAGAUCUAUGAUUAUGCGGAAUUCUAGUCAAAUUUUGUCAUUUCAUAAGGAGCUUAUGUCCUCCUUCAAUACUACCGCUAGUAAUAACGAAAACCAUUCCUUCAUUGUAAAUGCAUUUUUAGAUCAGAUCGCUCACUUUUCAUUAUACAAACAAUACUGCGAUCUUCACGCAGAAGCGUGGACCCUGACAUCAGAAUACAGAUCUCGACCCGAAUGGGCAGAUUUUCUAAAGGAAUGCUCAAUAAUUCAAACGCAACUGUCAUUAGUGUCGACAACUCUCAACUUAUUCAACAGACAAGGUGAGCAGAAACAAUCCUAUUACGAGCAACAAAAGAAGCUACAUUUCGAGGAUUAUUUGAUUAAGCCGGUGCAGCGGAUAUGCAGAUAUCAAUUACUUAUCAAAGAAAUCAUGAAAUAUAUUCCGCCUCGAUGUACAGAAUACAAUUUGUGGAAAACUUUGUUAGAUAAAAUGCAUGAAAUAGUAACAGAGAUCGAUGAGUUGAAGUAUCAACGGGAGUUAAAAGAGCGUACGGAUCGCUUUAUUCAGCGAUUAAGUGGGGAUUGGAGAUUGACAAAAAAUCAUGUCGCCGAACUGGGCAACAUCAUACUCGCUGGAGCUAUUGAAGUAACUUAUUCUGCUAUUGGUCAAACGUUUUCUAAACCAAAAUAUCUGGGUUGCUUCAUUUUCUCGACUUAUAUGAUUAUGGUUAAGCCGAAGAAGGUAACUUACUAUGAGCCCAAAUACUGGUUUCCACUCUGCUCAGCUACGUUUGAAAACUUAGAAGACAUCGAAGGUCAGAGAGAGCAUUCGUUUGUCGUUCGGUGCAAAAAACAUGCAUUCAUCUUCACUGCCACCUGCUCUCAUGAAAAGCAACUUUGGACUAAAAAGCUGACGCAGGUAAUAAGCGAAUGCAAAGUUAUGGAAUUGAACAAUACAGAUGCAGGAAAUACGAUCAUUUCCUCUCUUCCGGGCAUAUCAGCUGGCUCAACACCUCAGAAAAUUAGAAUAUCAAAGUCGUUUACCGAUUUGCUUGAUAAAACCAUGGCAGGAGUCUCGCUUACAGUAAAUGAUACGUCGAAUGAAACUGUAAUAUGUAGGAAGGAUGCGAGGGAAGUCGCAUCUCCGUUAAAGAGAUCUCUAUCAAGCUACGUCAGAUUUGAUGACAGUUCAACAAAAUCACUUACUGCCUUACCAGCGGGAGGUUAUUCAAGGCAAUCAUCAGCGCAGGUUUCACUGAAAAAACGAUAUUCGGUUGACUAUCAUCCGUCAACAGUGCAUAAGCGACCUGAUAAUUUUGCUUUGAAACCAAGAAACAAUUCUGAACUGUACAUAAAACCAGAUCUGGUAGGCUCUGGAAGAAUCCAAAGAAGACCCAGUUCCUUAGAUCUUUUGUCAUUAACUGCCACUAAUACUACCAAUCUUAUGAUUGGAAAAAUACCUUGGAAAACGAAAAGCAAUUACCAAUUUUCUCUUCGUCUCAUAAUUGAUCAUAAGUUACGCGAUGUUUGCACGCAAGAGUAUUUAUCAUCGAAAGCAUGGUAUUUCAAAGAUAGAGAGUUAUCGCUGGAGCCGCCUGCCACACCCCAAAGCUACGUAAAUAAUUGUAGCGCAACCUCUGCCAGUAAUCUUCCAGGUGUUACUAACGAGCCUCUGAAAAAAUGUAAAUCGUCCUCUUUCAUCAGAACUUCUGCUUCAAGUUUCUCGCUGAUGAUGCAUAAGAGAGCAAUCGAUUCCAAACCUUCCAACUCACGCGCACAUCACAUAUCUGUGACAGAUUUUGAAGAUCAAUCAUGCAUAAGCUCUGCAUACUCGAGUACGGAAAAUAAAAUGGGUGCUCAAGUCCAGGCUGAUAAAGAUUCGUACUGUAAUAUAAGUAGUGGGACGAAUACAACCUUUGAAAAGCAACAAUUGAAAACAAAAUGCUUUAACAAUCGACCAGUGAUUACAAGCCAUGCAUCUCUAACAGGAACGCCUCAACCAUCGGGUAGUGAUGAUACUCUUAUGAAUAGUGACAUUCUAAACAGGAGUUAUAAUGUUAGCUAUACAGAGAGUAACACUCCAAAAAGCAAAUUGUUCGUCGGAAAAGUCUUACAUCGACUCUCCAGUUUUCAUCGAAAAUCGAUGACGCCAUUAUCAUUUGAAUCACAAAUUUUCUUUAAAGAUGAGAAUGCAGAUAGUACAUUAUUGAAGUCGAAAAAGUGCGGCCUGAAAGGGAACAGUCAGGAGUAUUUGUCACGACCAAAAAUAAGCGAUCGGCCAAAAUCAUUUGCUAGCGAUCCAAAUGAAGGGGUAUUUGACCAAAGUAGCAAGGCCUUUUCACGGUUCUCAUUUACGAAUGGUCCAUCCUCUACGAAUACAAAAGAAAAAUCGAAAAAGGAGACUAAAUGGAGAAACAGGUUUAGCUCGCUCCGCGCAACUACCUUUUUCAGAAUGCGUAACAGUGGUUCUCAACCUCUUAAUUAUUAA